AUGUGCCGGUAUUUGACUGAGAUAACCACUACUACAGCUUCUGCAAAUGGUGCAAGCAAUCAUGUGGCACCCAAAAAACUCAGUCUCAGGAACCGACAGGAGGAGCAACGCAUGCAGAGCAUCAUUCUGGACUCUCUCACAGCCAUAGCUGUGGGCUAUGCCUUCUACAAAUACCCAGGCUAUUUCAAUCCAUGGGGACUGUCACUGGUCCAAUGGAUGUGUGGAUUUGUUGGCAUGAGAAGUGGCAUUUUCUCCCACGACAUUAUGAUGUCAAAGCUACUUGUGCAAGUUGUCUGGGGUGGGAAGGAAAAGCUCCUACCAACCCGCACCACAGGCAAACCAGUUCCAUAUGUGCCCCUGGAUACCAAAGCCGUCAUCUUCUUGGUCAUCAAUUGCUUUAAUGAGUAUGUGUUUCUUUCACGACUGACUCACUUUCUCUGGCAUUCACCAGAUGUCCCCUUACGAUGGGAAGAACUCAACAUGCUCAACUCUCUGGGGGCAUUGGUGGUCAUUCUUGUGGUUUUUGAUCUCAUUUUUGCUCCCAUUCAUCAUAUCCUACAUCUACCCUGGUUAUAUCCACUCAUUCACAAGCAUCAUCAUCGACAGCAUUUUCCUGUUCUUGGCUAUUGGGAUGCAGCAAGUGUUCAUGUCAUUGAACAAUUUAUGGGUUUGUCGGCAACAUGGGGAGCCAUCCUGGUAGCUACCCAUGGACCCACAGGAGCUCAUGGCAUUGCCCUUUUCCUAUUCUUCAACAUUCAUGCCGUACUGAACCUACUCAAUCAUUCACGCUACGAUGUGGAAUUUGAUAUCAUUCCCGGAAUCAUGACGUACAAAGCCGGCAAUCACGAAAUGCAUCACCGCAAAUUUACUGUCAACUAUGCCUCGUACAAUCAUUUGUACGAUCAUUUAAUGGGAACUUAUGCUCCCUAUGAGGGACCGUCUUCAGCAGCCGGUGUGGAGAAAAAGAAGGAAUCUUAA
Messenger RNA from Seminavis robusta, 978 nucleotides. NCBI's taxonomy places the organism in Eukaryota, Bacillariophyta, Bacillariophyceae, Naviculales, Naviculaceae. The record is from the annotation of a GenBank genome assembly.